This is a messenger RNA of Plasmodium gallinaceum, 2067 nucleotides long. RefSeq names its product conserved Plasmodium protein, unknown function. The record is from RefSeq and is a predicted model, not a curated record. Lineage: Eukaryota; Apicomplexa; Aconoidasida; Haemosporida; Plasmodiidae. The transcript has a single exon. Bases 1 to 2067 code for a protein of 688 amino acids.
AUGUUCAGUUCAAAACAUAUACCAAUAAUACAAAUAAAAAGAUUAGAAGAUGUUAAAAGAAUGAUUGAUUAUAUUGAAAAUAUAUAUUCAGGAAAUAAAGAAAAAAAAGACAGUCCUAAAAAAAUUUUUGUUAGUAAUCAGAUUGGUAAUUUGUAUAUGACGAAUGAUUAUGAAAACAUUUAUAAUUAUUGGAAUUUUUUUCAUUUUAAAAAUAAAUCAGAAUUAAAAGAAAACAUUAUAAAUAAAAAAAAAAUUGAAAAUUUAGAUAGUAUUAAUUGUAAUUAUACCGAUAUAUUUAAGUUUUGUUAUAAUGAAAAUGAAGAGAUUAAUAUUAUGAAAAAAAAUAUAAUAGGUAUAUAUAUUCCUUUGAAUAAAAACAUUUAUUCUUUAAAAUUAAAUUAUUUUUAUUUUUUUAAAAAUCUGAAAGAAUUAAUGAAUGGUAAAAUGUUUUAUGAAAUAUAUUUUAUUUUGCCUAACUGUAUUUUCCUUUUUACAUUUGUUGAAUUUUUUAAGAAAUUAUUAUAUUAUGAAAAAAUUCUUGAAUAUAUUAAAAAAAAAAAUAAAAUAGAAAGACUUAAAAUAAGAAAUAAAAACAUUUUACUUAAAAAAGUAUAUGAACAAAAAGUAAUAACCCUAAAAGAAGAGAUAAAGGGAGAAUUUGAAAGAUUAUUUUUUAAUAAAAAAUACACUAAGGUUAUUUAUGAAGAUUCAAUAGAGUUAUGUUCUUUUUUAUAUUAUUUUUUAAAAAUAAAUGCAAUUAAUUUUAUAGAUUUGCAUCAUUUAUAUCAAUAUAUUAUAUCUUUGUAUGGAUUAAAAAUAUUAAAUCAGAAUAUAUAUUCUGUUAUUUUUAUUUUAUUUCCAAAUAUUUAUAAUAACACAUUAACAUACGAAUAUAAAAUAGAAGAAAAUGAAAAAAGAGAAAUAAAUAAUUAUAAAGAAAAUAAAUUAAAUUCAGAAGAAAAUAAUAUUAGUUAUAUUAAAAAUAAUAAUUUUAACAUUUUAAAUGAUAGCUUUUGUAAAAAUGAUCAUAAUAGUAAAAUUGAAAGGUUUCAUGUACAUAAUAAUAAUAAUUUUAAUGAUUUUGAUAAGUUAAGUUAUAAGGUUGUAAAUAAAAAUAUGAUUAAUGAAUUAGAAGCAAAUGGUUUAAAUAAUAAUAAUAAUAAUAUAAGAAAAAAGAAAAAGAAAUAUUUUCAAUUUAAAAGGAAAAUUUUACAUAUAUAUAACUCUAAUGAUAAUAAUGAAACAUUAAUUUUUGAAAAACAAUUGAUAGAAAUUUUAUAUUUAUUACCAUGCACACACAAGUUAUUAAUUAAAUAUAAAGAUUUAGAAGGAUAUAAUAUAUGUUAUAAAAUGAAUGAACUAAUUAAAAAUUACAACUUAUUAAAUAGUUUUUCGAAUAAAUAUAUUGAUAUGAAAGAUAGAUUAUCUUCUUGUAAUGCUAAGAUAAAAAGAAAAAAAAAAGAUGAAGAAUUUAAUGAAAAUAAUGUUUGUAGUAACAAACUUAUUAAUUCUUUUUGUAACACAUUAAAUAUAAAUGAAGAAAUAACAUAUGAUCAUAAAUUAAUUAUAGGAAAAAAUAUAUAUGCGUAUAUAUAUGAAAUAAAUAAAACUACUAAAAAUAUUAUUUUCCGUUUUAAUUUAAAUUCAAAAAAUAUUAUUUUUCGAAAUAUUGCAUCUUUCAAAGAUUCUUCUAUUUAUGAGAAUAAUAAAAAAGUAACUAAACAUAAAUACUUAAUAAAGAAUAUAAAUAAUAAUCUUUAUUUAGAUAACCCAUGUAUAUUAAGUAGAAAUGAUAAAUUAUUUAAUUAUAAAAAUAACAUAUUGGUUGGAUUAUUAUAUAAUAAAGAAAAUAAUUUUGAUUACUUUUAUGAUAAAAAUGUAGGAGAUACAAUUUUGUGUACAAUUUGUGAUAUUUCUUCGUGUGGAAAAUAUUUAUAUUUACAAAGGUAUGAUUCAAAAAAUCUUAUUUUUCAUUUUCGAAAAAAAAAAUAUAUUAAUUUAGAAAAAAGUUAUGAUUAUGAUGACAUUACAAAAUUGAAUGAAGAAAUAUUGAAGGAAGUAAUAUGA